Hyla sarda is the source of this 4329-nucleotide messenger RNA. It is a transcript of the gene PKD2, whose product is annotated as polycystin 2, transient receptor potential cation channel. Gene Ontology annotation, biological process: release of sequestered calcium ion into cytosol; potassium ion transmembrane transport; detection of mechanical stimulus. Gene Ontology annotation, cellular component: membrane. The record is from RefSeq and is a predicted model, not a curated record. The coding region runs from base 246 to 3068 and encodes 940 amino acids. NCBI's taxonomy places the organism in Eukaryota, Metazoa, Chordata, Amphibia, Anura, Hylidae. Gene Ontology annotation, molecular function: voltage-gated calcium channel activity; signaling receptor binding; voltage-gated sodium channel activity. The transcript is spliced from 15 exons.
CCUAUCCAUUCUCUUCAUAGAGAGGACAAGGACCACUAUUUGCCCCUCUGUGCCUAGUAGAAGGGUCUAGAAGUGGGCACCGAGGGGUUAAGCAGCAGCCUGUGCCUGUACUGGGCAGUGAGGGCGGGAGCGCAGCCCUUUCCUGCUCCGGAUAACGGGGCUGAGUGUGAGGAAGGAGGGCGGAGAGUGGAGACCCCGAAGGAGACUGCUGUUGUUGUCGGGCGGAGGGAGCGCCUUACUGCAGCAUGGUGAACCCCAGCAAAGUGAAGCCGGAGCUGGAGGGAGAGGAGAGGAAGAAGAGGCCGCUGCCAGCCACGUCCUCCCCCACUGUGCUGGAGAUGGAUACCCUGCCCCCCGCCCCGGCCCUCCGGCUGCCCCCUGGCGGAUCCACCCCGUCCCCCCUGUCUUCCUGCUCCCGUCAGGCGUGGAGCAGGGACAACCCCGGCUUUGAGGCUGAAGAAGACGGAAUGGAGGAGGAGGAGGACGGCGAGGAGGGCAUGGUGGUGGAGAUGGACGUGGAGUGGCAUCCCUCCGGGCCGGGCAGGAGGUCAUCUUCUCUGGUGUCGUCUAGCAGCGGGGGCAGCACCGGGCUGGUCGGCUAUCAUCAUCAUCAUGCCAACAGCAUGGGCAGCCAGGCCCAGAGGGGCCGCAGGAGGAGGGGUGAGCCGGGCACCGAAGGAGGCAGAGCCGGCCAGGGCACCGAGCAGCCCACGGAGCAGCAGGGAGUUGUCAGGAUCCUGCACACCCUCAAAGGUCUUUGGGGUACAAGAUAUACAGCAGACCGAAUACCUACAAGGGAAAAAUACUUAAAAACUAUCCUCAGAGAACUGAUCACUUAUGUAGUGUUUCUAUUUAUUUUGUGUGUCUUAAUCUAUGGCAUGGUGACUUCCAGCAUGUUUUAUUACACUAAAGUUAUGACUCAGCUAUUUCUGGAUACACCUGUGUCAAAAACUGAUAAGACCAGUUUCAAGACCUUGAUGACUGUGGAUGAAUUCUGGAAGUUUGCUGAUGGCCCUCUUAUAGAUGGUCUGUACUGGGACAUGUGGUACAACAACAGGACAAUAGCAGAAAAUCAAAGCUUUAUCUACUAUGAGAAUCUGCUGCUUGGGGUACCCCGAAUGCGUCAGCUCAAAGUGAAGAAUGGCUCCUGUUCAGUUCCUGAAGACCUAAAGGAUGAAAUUACAGAUUGCUAUGACAUGUAUUCAGUGAGAAAUGAAGAGACUGCCCCUUUUGGACUGCGCAAUGGGACUGCGUGGACGUACACCAAAGAAAGGGAUUUAAAUAGCAGUAGUCACCACGGCCUCAUAUCUACAUAUAGUGGGGCCGGGUAUUACCUAGAUUUGUCAAGGAACAGAGAAGAGGCUGCUUCUCAGAUUAGAACCCUGAAGGAUAACCUGUGGCUGGACCGAGGCACCCGAGCAGUUUUUAUUGACUUCACAGUUUACAAUGCAAAUAUUAAUCGCUUCUGCGUUGUCAGGUUGUUGGUAGAGUUCCCAGCAACUGGAGGCCUAGUUACCUCCUGGCAGUUUCAGACGGUAAAGCUGAUUCACUAUGUUUCUGCAUUUGACUAUUUCUUGGCUGCCUGUGAAAUAGCGUUCUGCAUCUUCAUCCUGUACUACAUAGUGGAGGAAUUCCUGGAGAUCCGUAAUCACCAUCUACACUAUUUUCACAGUCUUUGGAAUUGUUUGGAUAUUGUCAUCAUUGUGCUCUCAGUGGUGGCGAUAAGCAUAAACCUGUACAAGAUGUCAAUGGAGACAAGCCUGAACAAGCUCCUAGUGGACAUGAAUGUAUUCCACAACUUCGAAUCUCUGGCUUACUGGCACAGCCAGUUUAAUAAUGUGGUUGCAGUCACUUUAUUCUUUGCUUUGGUUAAGCUUUUUAAGUUUGUAAACUUCAACAAAACCAUGACUCUAUUGUCAACCACCAUGUCUCGAUGUGCCAAGGAUAUCCUAGGUUUAUCCAUCAUGUUUUUCAUCAUAUUUCUUGCAUAUGCCCAGUUUGCUUACCUUGUCUUUGGUACUCAAGUUGAAGACUUCAGUAGCUUCCAAGAUUGCAUUUUUACCCAGUUUCGUAUUAUUUUGGGAGAUUUCAACUUCACAGAGAUUGAAGAAGCAAAUCGAAUAUUGGGGCCCAUAUAUUUUACAUCUUUUGUGUUUUUUAUGUUCUUCAUCCUUUUGAACAUGUUUUUGGCGAUCAUCAGUGAAAGCUACUCAGAAUCCAAAACUGAUAUGGCGCAGCAAAAGAGUGAAAUGGAAAUGGCUGACCUUAUUAAAAAGGGUUGCAGUAAAGCAAUGGUGAAACUAAAACUCAAGAAAACUGCAGUGGAUGAUAUAUCGGAGAGCCUCCGACAAGGAGGGGGAAAGCUGAAUUUUGAUGAACUACGUCAAGAUUUAAAAGGAAAAGGCCAUACUGAUGCAGAAAUUGAGGCAAUUUUUGCAAAAUAUGACCAAGAUGGGGACCAGGAACUCACAGAACAUGAACAUCAACAGAUGCGGGAUGAUCUAGAGAAAGAGAGGGAGGACCUGGAGCUGGACCGGGGCUCUCUGCCUCGCCCCAUGAGCAGUCGUAGCUUCCCACGCAGUCUUGAUGACUCGGAAGAGGAUGAUGAUGAGGACAGUGGACACAGCUCUCGCAGAAGAGGUAGCAGUUCUAGUUGGGUCUCCUACGAAGAAUUUCAAGUUCUGGUUAGGCGAAAUGAUCGGAUGGAACACUCUAUUGGAAGCAUUGUGUCCAAAAUUGAUGCGGUCAUUGUUAAAUUGGAAGCAAUGGAGAGAGCUAAAAUGAAGCGCAGAGAGGUCCUGGCAAGACUUCUAGAUGGAGUCACAGAGGAUGAAAGACUUGGUCGUGAUAAUGAAAUGCAUAGAGAACAAAUGGAGCGCCUGGUGAGAGAAGAAUUGGAGAGAUGGGAAUCUGAUGACACUGCUUCUCAAAUGAGUCGCUGUUUAGGAACACCUAAUGGAACCAAUGGCCAGGCACGCUCCAGAAGCUCUCGGCCCCCAUCCUCACAGUCUACAGAGGGCCUUGAUGGGGGAGGAGUGGCCCCCAGUGUUUCAAAUAGCCAGAUAUAGAGAUCUGAAUACUGAAGAAGUACUGCAUGCCAGGUGGAGGAGGCAGUAAACUACGCCUCUUUAACUUCAGGCCAUCAACUUGAGAACUGCAGUUUGCCUUAUCCAGAUCUGAGCAACUUCUUAUUAAAUGGUACAACCAAGCACACAAUAGUUAUGGGGUUAUCAGGACAGUACUUUUUCAGCCACCUACCCCGAGUCCCCAGACCACAAUGAAUAUAACAUAAGAUUUCCAUACCCAGUGAUCUAUAAGUAAACUUACCCAGUAUGUACCAGAAAUAGUACAGGGCAGGCUGUUUGAGCUGUGGAAUGGCCAUAUGCAAUUUAACCCCAUCUGACCCAUGACAAUUAUUCUGUCUGGUGAGAUGGGGAAGCAUACGGGGGGGGGGGGGUUUAAGACAAGACAAACAUUUUUGAAACUAUUUAAAGUUUUCUUUGGGUGGCUACAUGGGAUUUGUUCAUACAAGCAGUUUUGUAGCAGAGAUUUCUGAUAGUCCCACAUAUGACUUUUUUCUAACGCACAUGCAUUGUUUAUGUACAUUCAGCUGUAUGGAGCUGAUGUGCCAGGUGUGAACUUAGAGAGAAACAGUAUGGGUUAAACAAAUAAUUCUGGAAGAGGGUAACUUGCACCAUUCAAGUAUCAACCCCAAAUCAUUUUCUUAUUGCCCAGUGACCACAGAUAAAGAAUUGUAAAUAUUUCUGUAACACGUUGUUACUAUUAUUUUUAUAAACAAACUUCAUCUUGAAGUGCUUAAAGUUUCAUGGAUAUCCGUGUAAGUGUUAUGAUUCUGCUGUGAGAAGUAGCUAUAUAUUUUACCUUUUGUACUUUCUGAAUCACAUAAAUUAGCUAGAUGGUACAUAUGUUUUGCUUUAAAAGUAUUUACUCAAUGCAAUGUGUUGGAUUCUAUUUACAUAGUGUGUAUUGUCACAUGGAAGUGUCCAGGUUGCAGUGCUCUGCUUUCAGGAGCAUAUAUAGAAGUUAGGAGAUCCCAACAUCUAAACAGUUCUCCAUUUUUACCUGAAAGCUAAGACUGUGGGGGUCCAGUGUGUCCCUGGAGAAGAGAAAUUAGACACUACUUUCACUAUGCCCAUAGCAGCUGCUUGUGUGGUCUUUAUGCCCUUUAAUGCUAAUGAUGUAAGCUCAAGCGUACAGUACAGCAAUAAAUGACACUAUGACCCAUAUGAACAAGAAGUUAUGUAGUAUGCCUAUAGGUAUGGUAUGCUAUACCACAUGCACUUUACAAUAAUAAAAACACUUGUUUGU